AUGCGCCUUGGAAUGCGUCAAAUCGAAGCGGAAAAACGCGGGAAGCAGAAGAACUUCCGCCAAUGCUACAUUGGCCUUAAGGUCACCUCAGUGCCCUGCCGUAGCGAUGGUACAGUGAGCAGCCGAUACACGCCAAGGACAAAUCACCACCCUUUCGAUACUGCAAUCCCUCAGGCCGGCGAAAACUUCUUCGAAGAUAUGCUCGUCAACCCGUCGGAGGAGCUCAAUCCGACCGGCGAAUGUGGCGCGAGCGCAUUCACGUUCACAGACCACACAGAGGUUGAUAGCAGCCGUGUGAACCUCGGGGAAGGCGGAGCCAACUUCCUUCGGUUUGCGCAACUUAUCGCACAAAAAAGAGGAAAAGCAGCUAGUAAGGCUCCAUCUCGUCCCUCUCAGAGCAACACCCCUCUAUCCCUCGGACAAAACCAAGAUACAGCCUUACCUGUUUUUCCCCAUCGGUCACGAAAGCGGCGUAUCGUUAUCGAUGAUGAUGAAGACUACAUGGACGCACUGGAAGAUGAAGAAGAUGUUCUUGGAAGACCGGCGAAACGACACAGGAAAUCUACGAUGACUACGCCCACGGCAUCGGCUGCGAAGGAGAAGACAGGGCAACCUAUGAAAUCCACAUACAGUACGCCUGUGGCACCGGCUGCAAAACCGAAGACUGGAAGGCCGACGAGGAAACGCUCCUAG
This is a messenger RNA of Alternaria atra, 693 nucleotides long. RefSeq lists its product as uncharacterized. The transcript has a single exon. The record is from RefSeq and is a predicted model, not a curated record. Bases 1 to 693 code for a protein of 230 amino acids. NCBI's taxonomy places the organism in Eukaryota, Fungi, Ascomycota, Dothideomycetes, Pleosporales, Pleosporaceae.